Oncorhynchus nerka (sockeye salmon) is the source of this 2393-nucleotide messenger RNA. Its product is annotated as dnaJ homolog subfamily B member 1-like. Lineage: Eukaryota; Metazoa; Chordata; Actinopteri; Salmoniformes; Salmonidae. Gene Ontology annotation, cellular component: cytosol. The transcript is spliced from 4 exons. Gene Ontology annotation, biological process: negative regulation of transcription by RNA polymerase II. Bases 192 to 1244 code for a protein of 350 amino acids. The record is from RefSeq and is a predicted model, not a curated record. Gene Ontology annotation, molecular function: transcription corepressor activity; Hsp70 protein binding.
UACAGUUCAGGUUAGGUUUUAAUACGUUUAUAUACCAUUCCAUAGAUAUACUACCUGCAACCGGACCAGCGCAUUUAAAGAGAACUACCCGUCUACCUUGUGCGAAUCUGAUUGGCAGUCAGCACAGGCUCAAGCAAGGGAGCUUUAAACUAUUUCUCGCAGUUAUUCGGAAUUAACACACCGACAGCUACAUGGUGAAAAUGGGUAAAGACUACUAUAAUGUUCUGGGCAUACAGAAAGGGGCGACGGAGGACGAGAUCAAGAAGGCUUAUCGCAAGCAGGCUCUGCGUUACCACCCGGAUAAAAACAAGUCUCCCAAAGCCGAGGACAAGUUUAAAGAAAUAGCUGAAGCUUAUGACGUUCUGAGCGACCCAAAGAAAAAGGACAUUUACGACCGAUUCGGUGAAGAAGGGUUGAAAGGAGGAGGCUCCCCAGGAGGAGGGGGUGUUCCCGGGGGCCCUAGUUUCAGCUACUCCUUCCAAGGCGACCCCCACGCCAUCUUCGCCGAGUUCUUCGGGGGCCGGAGCCCCUUCGACCAGUUCUUCCCCCGAAACGGUGGGGGCCCAGACGGGGACAACAUGGACACUGACGAUCCCUUCGCCCGUUUCGGGAUGGGGGGCGGUGGCAUGGGGGUUCCCCGUUCCUUCAGCACAGGGAUGGGGGGAGGGGGGAUGGGGGGGCAGAUGGUUGAGAAGCACCAGGACCCACCCGUGCUCCACGACCUCAGGGUAACCUUAGAGGAGGUGCUCUCAGGCUGCACUAAGAGAAUGAAGAUAUCCCACAAGCGGCUGAACGCAGACAGACGGACCCUCCGGAUGGAGGACAAGAUCCUGGAGGUGGAGAUAAAGAAGGGAUGGAAGGAGGGGACGAAGGUCACCUUCCCUAAAGAGGGGGACGAGACGCCGACUAACAUCCCGGCAGACGUGGUGUUCGUGGUCAAGGAUAAGCCACACCCGGUGUUCCGGCGAGACGGCUCUGACAUCGUUUACCCCGCCAAGGUCUCCCUCAGAGAGGCGCUGUGCGGCUGCACGGUCAUCGCCCCCACGUUGGACGGCAGGACAGUAACCGUGACGACAGGGGACGUGGUGCGUCCUGGGAUGAAACGCCGCAUCACGGGGGAGGGGCUUCCUCUGCCCAAGCGGCCCGAUCGCCGCGGUGACCUGCUGGUGGAGUACGAGGUUGCGUUUCCGGAGAGACUGAGUCAGAGUGCCAAGGAGACCAUCGCACAGGUGCUUCCAUCCUAGUCCUGAUGGCUAUAAACUAUGAACGUCUUCAGGACAAAACGGACGGAGCAGACGAACAGUGAAAGGCAACAUGUGGCUGUCCUCCCUAUCGACCAAAGAACGUUUAUCAACGCCAUUUUCUGUUCCUUUCCAGACGAUUCUGUGUUGAAUCGCCAUCGUUAAACGACACCCAUCAGGUGACCUACUGCGCACGGCCAACUUUCGUUACGGUGUCUCUUGACCUUUAGUUGAGGAAACUGUCACUCUGGACCUCGUGAGUCCACUUCAGAACCACUAGUGAACUGAGGAAACUGUCACUCUGGACCUCGUGAGUCCACUUCAGAACCACUAGUGAACUGAGGAAACUGUCACUCUGGACCUCUGCUGCCAUGUAUCUAUUCUAGGGGUUUAGGUAUCAUGGGUUGUUUUCAUGUAUCUAUUCUAGGGGUUUAGGUAUCAUGGGUUGUUUUCAUGGUUUUGGAUUCUGAUCAAAUCAAUAGAAAGUAUUGCCACUGAUCACUGAUCAAUACCCAUAGUGUGAUAAUGCCCAUAGUGUGAUAAUGCCCAUAGUGUGAUAAUGCCCGUAGUGUGAUAAUGCCCGUAGUGUGAUAAUGCCCGUAGUGUGAUAAUGCCCGUAGUGUGAUAAUGCCCGUAGUGUGAUAAUGCCCAUAGUGUGAUAAUGCCCAUAGUGUGAUAAUGCCCAUAGCGUGAUAAUGCCCGUAGCGUGAUAAUGCCCGUAGUGUGAUAAUGCCCAUAGUGUGAUAAUGCCCAUAGUGUGAUAAUACCAGUAGUCAUUGGUUUAGAAGAGAAACAACGCUAUUGGAAUGUAUAGAAAUAUAAUCUAUAGAACGGACCUUCCCAUUCAAGUCAAUGCUGAUUCCAUUUCUAUGCUUGAAUGGUCUUUACUUUUCCAGGAUGCCUACAAUAACAGGGUGGAGGGAAGUGUGAGUGAGAGCUGUGUGUUUCGGCUAGUGUGUAUGAGUUAGCUAACUAGGUGAACUUUAUGUACAGAAAUGGUUUGGAACGUAUGACUUGCUGUAGGAUCUGGGCUAUGUAUGGUGUAACUGUUAGAUUGGGUACUAUGUAUGGUGUAACUGUUAGAUUGGGUACUAUGUAUGGUGUAAUUGUUAGAUUGGGUACUAUGUAUGGUGUAACUGUUAGAUUGGGUAU